UGUGCCGGGUCCUCCAGCCUCCCGAACACUGGGUGCGGCUCCCUGGUGACGGCUCUGACCCUGGAGAAGCGAAUCUGGGCGAAGGGGCGUACGGCGGCCGUGCUGCACCUGCGCCACCCACACCCGAGGUGGGGACAUCGGGGCCGGGCGCGGCCGGGGGUCAGUCUUGAAGGCGGGCCUUGCCUCUCGCGGGGCCGGACCACACGAGCUACAACCUCGGCCCGGCGGGAGGGACCACUGGAGUGGACUGGGGACUGACUGGACAGGGAUGGUCUUGGAGCUGGUGGCCAUGGAGCUGAAGGUGUGGGUGGAUGGCAUCCAGAGGGUGGUCUGUGGGGUCUCAGAACAGACCACCUGCCAAGAAGUGGUCAUCGCACUAGCCCAAGCUAUAGGCCAGACCGGCCGCUUUGUGCUUGUACAGCGUCUUAAGGAGAAGGAACGGCAGCUGCUGCCACAGGAGUGUCCAGUGGGAGCCCAGGCCACCUGCGGGCAGUUUGCCAAUGAUGUCCAGUUUGUCCUGAGGCGGACAGGGCCCAGUCUGUCUGGAAGGCCCUCCUCAGACAACUGUCCACCCCCAGAACGAUGUCCAGUUCGUGCCAGCCUUCCCCCAAAACCAUGGGCAACAACAGGCCGUGAGCCACGCAAAGUACUGACCUUCAACCUAGGAUGUCCCAAGCUGGCCCACAGCCCCUCAGUCCCUGAGCCUGCAACCCUGGCACACCUGCAGGGUCUGGAGCUCAGGGUGCAGAGGAACGCUGAGGAAUUGGGCCAUGAGGUCUUCUGGGAGCAAGAGCUGCGUCGAGAACAAGCCCGGGAACAAGAGGGGCAGGCACGCUUGCAGGCACUAAGUGCAGCCACUGCUGAGCAUGCCGCCCGGCUGCAGGCCCUGGAUGCUCAAGCUUGUGCCUUGGAGGCUGAGCUGAGGCUGGCUGCCGAGGCCCCGGGGCCCCCCUCAGCUACAGCAUCUGCUACUGAGCGCCUGCGCCAAGACCUGGCCAUUCAGGAACGGCAUAGUGUGGAGAUGCAGGGCAGCCUAGCCCUGGUGAGCCGGGCUCUCGAGGCUGCAGAGCAUGCCCUGCAGGCCCAGGCUCAGGAACUGGAAGAGCUGAACCGGGAGCUCCGUCAAUGCAACCUGCAGCAGUUCAUCCAGCAGACAGGGGCUGCAUUGCCGCCACCCCCUCGGCUAGAAAGAGCCCCCCCUGGCACACAGGACCUUCUGCCUCCAACCAGAGAAGAGCCCCUCCAAGGAGUGCCCCAGAGCUGUGCCCUUGUACCCAGCCUGAAUCCUGAGGUUCCCCCCAUGAGGCAGAGUUCCUGGAGGUAGCAGCUGACCAAGUGGGGCUCACUGAGGACAGGUGAGCCAGGACAGCAGAGAUGAGCCACCUGGACGAUGGAAGCGUCUGGACACAGGAGUCCUUCCCCACACAGGGGAAUGCUGUGGAAUCCUGGAGUUCCAGGGGGGCAGGAGUCUUAAGGGAAUGUUGCCCUAGGCUUUUCCAAGUCUGCCAAGUCCCCAGAAGAAACAACGGGCACAGUUCAGAACUCACCGGUCCCUAAAGGCCACUACUCCUUGGUGGAGGAGGGAGAAAUGUGGACAGUGCAUUCAUACUGUAGGUAUGUGCCUGCCUGGGGACAGUGUCCUCCACUCUGUGUGCUGCCUUCCUACUCUGACAGUUAAACCUCAAUAAACUACCUUUCAAAGGUG
Nannospalax galili (Upper Galilee mountains blind mole rat) is the source of this 1705-nucleotide messenger RNA. RefSeq names its product Ras association domain family member 7 (gene Rassf7). The transcript is spliced from 6 exons. The record is from RefSeq and is a predicted model, not a curated record. NCBI's taxonomy places the organism in Eukaryota, Metazoa, Chordata, Mammalia, Rodentia, Spalacidae. The coding region runs from base 269 to 1324 and encodes 351 amino acids. Gene Ontology annotation, biological process: signal transduction.